This is a messenger RNA of Aspergillus heteromorphus CBS 117.55, 851 nucleotides long. RefSeq lists its product as uncharacterized. The coding region runs from base 132 to 839 and encodes 235 amino acids. NCBI's taxonomy places the organism in Eukaryota, Fungi, Ascomycota, Eurotiomycetes, Eurotiales, Aspergillaceae. The transcript has a single exon. The record is from RefSeq and is a predicted model, not a curated record.
ACUUUCGCUCGGACUCCGUCCCCAUACCCAUAACCACCAAGCUAACUGGGCCGGUCCCCGAUCUUCAAUCCAACAACACCACCAUCAUCAUCAUCAUCAUCAUCACCACCAUCAUCAAUCCUCCCCCGACCAUGCGCACCAACCAGGCCACCUCGCGCGGUCUCUCCCUCCACACCUCUUUCUCACCCGAUCGCAACAACACCACCAUCACCAGCGUAACAGACUGCUACGCCAUGCCCAUGCCCGUCUCCUCACACCCGCCCGGUCCAUCAUCCAGCACAUCGACGACCGCGACUCCGCUCAGCUCCACCACCGCGAGUCCCACCUCGUCGCCCACAUCGUCACCAUUUCCCAAUUCCCGCCACCACCACUUUCACCGCCGCCUCAGUCUUACCCGCGACCCCAUCAGCCUCACCAACACCCACAGCCACCACCACAACACCUACAACACCACCACAUCCUCCUCCCCCUCCAGCCGCAGCCAAAGCCCCUUCCGCCGCCUCUCCUCCUACUCCUACUCGUCGCUCCUCCGCCGCCCCUCCCUCAUGCUCCUCCGUCGUCGCCCCUCAAAGGUCGACAUGGCCCUCUGCGAGGAACGCUCCCGCUGCGGCGAGGACGCCAUCGAACGCCAGGGCCUAGAUCUCAUGGAGCCCCGCCCCGUGGACCCACUCGCCCUUUCCAUGGAUAGUAUGGACGCGAGUGUUUUUGAGGACGCCUCGCCCUCGCUGGGUCUCGACGAGAUUGACGUCCUGGCGGAUCGCUCCUCUGGUCUCGUCCGGCUUGCGCAGCCGCGCUUUGUCAUGGGGGGGAUCUUUGAGGUCAUGGAGGGGAGGGGGUAGAGUUGAGCCGCG